Molecule: messenger RNA, 5203 nt
Organism: Esox lucius (northern pike)
Lineage: Eukaryota; Metazoa; Chordata; Actinopteri; Esociformes; Esocidae
Gene: tbc1d1
Product: TBC1 (tre-2/USP6, BUB2, cdc16) domain family, member 1
Exons: 23
Coding region: 715-4965 (1416 amino acids)
Source: RefSeq, a predicted model, not a curated record
AGUUCGCUGAUAAAGUGAACACCUGUCCUCUGUGCAUGUGUUGUGACAUCUGGUAGGUGUCUGACGCAUUGGUGGACCGGCAGGCCUGCGAGUUACAGAACUCUGCUGCCACCUAGUGUCGUGAUCGCCCACAUCCUUAACAGGACGGUUGCACUCAAAGAGUGGACAGCACCUGGGACCUACAUCCAGACCUCAGUCCUUGAUUAACAAUUUAAAACAUCACAUCCAAGCAAGUAGAGUGAUUGAGUUUAGUUACUAGUUACGCACCUGACGAGGAGUCAUGAGACAUGUUGAUGAAAAUUGACAAUUCGUCGCCCAUGGCAUUAGACGUGACUAUAGUUUGCAAUGAAUUAUGGGUGAUAUCAACCUAACACUCCUAACAUCUGGAAUAGUAGCCUCAAGCGGAUGUGGAUUUUAUUUUUGAACACUUUUGCAAACUAUAAACACUUGCUAAAAUCAUUGUGGUGUGUAUGGGAGAGCCGGAGGAUCAAGUAAAAAAAAAUUGACGACUGGCUGUAGUGCUGUGUCCGGCCCGGGAAAAGGUUAGACAGCACCGAAUACGUUUCCGGGCGCGUGCGAUCCGAAUAACGGACCACUGGAUCUCCGUAUUUCAUAAAUGGGCGACUGACGGUGGUCCCUGAGUCAAUUAACAGAACAGAACUGUUGACGUAACCUCACUGUUCAAAGUUGCAGGUGUAGGUCCAUAGGUCAGCCAUGGAGGGCCUCUACUUCGAGGUCAAGCCAUCUGCCCCCCCUUCCUCCCCCUUUCACCUCACCCCUAAACGCUCCUCCUCGGCCUCGUCCCUCCUCAACCUCGCCCCUAACAGAAGGUCCUUCACAUCCUCCCCCCUCCUCACCCCCCCAGGGAGAAAACAGGCCCCCAGUGAAGAUGAAGAGGAAGAGGUUCAGUACACACUGACUCUGAUUGGCUGCCUUCCCGUCCACCCAUUAACUACCAUGGCCAUGCUGCCUUGGGUAGUGUCUGAGAUCGAGAGGCCCCGGCCUGGGGAGCGUCUGAUCAGCCCAGGUCGACACCCUGGAAACGGGGGUGGACUCCCGGAGGGAGAGCGAGUUUCCAUUCGAGACAAGGUGGUGCGCCUCUCUGUCUCCUCCUCAUGGGUUCGGUGUGUAUGGACAGAGGAGGAGGAGGAGGGCAGCAGCCGGCCAUGGGACCCCCUUACACACACCCAUGUCCGCCAGCAUGUGUUGUUUGAGUGCAGGCCACAUCGAAUCGCCAAGCUGCUCCACAACAGCAGAGAGCCAUGUAGCUUUGGUUGUCUGGUCCGAGACAGAAAUCUGUGCCGCUGCUACAGCUUCCACUGUCACAACCGGACCAAGGUUCCUGAGAUCAUCAGUGCGCUGCGUCAGGCUGGGAAGAGCUCGGCGCGCAAUGAUGACCUCACAGACCCCUUACAAGCUGCUUCUUCCUCAGAAGACUGCACUUCCUCUUCAUCCACAAACUCCUCUUCCUCCUCUGUCUCCACGACCAAUGCUUCCGUUAGUGCCGUCUGCACCUCGACCAUGUUUGCCAAGCGGUUUGAGGUGCUUUUCUGCGGCAGAGUGACCGUUGCGCACAAGAAAGCGCCACCGGCUUUGAUUGACGAGUGCAUAGAGAAAUUCAGCCAAUCCAGAGGCACCGAGGGAGGGGCUAAACCAGUAAGCAGCGGGGGAUUUGUCAGUGGGCUGCGGAGAGCUCUGACUUUCCCGCUGGCGCUUAACGGUAAACCAGGGGAUGAAGAGCAGGAUGCAGUGAGAGAGGGAGGACAGGACAGGGGGAGGGAGUGGGCCCCUGCUGGUGAGAGGCCGAUGUUUUUUAAACGCGACCCCAGUUUCCCCUGCCUGGAGGCUCUGGAUGAGAACGGCCUGUCACCAGAGCUACACACACCCCCCGGAGACCCACGCGCCGCAGGAGUCCAGCCUGCCAGCCUCCAGGAGAACAGGACCAUGCUAUUUAUGGUUGGCCGCUCUCAGAUCUUCCUGGUCAGUCCUGACACCAAGAAGGUCUCCAUAGAGAAGAGCUUCAGGGAGAUCUCCUUCUGCUCCCAGGGGAUUCGUCACGUGGAUCACUUUGGCUUCAUCUGCAGAGAAACCGUGGAAGGAGGGAGCUGUACCUUCAUCUGCUAUGUCUUCCAGUGUACUGAUGAAGCUCUGGUGGAUGAGAUCAUGCUGACAUUAAAGCAGGCAUUCUCUGUAGCCGCCCUGCUGCAGAGUGAGAGGACCCAGAGCCAGCAAUGCGAUGGUUGCCCCAUGCAGCAGCUCCACAGGUUGUGUGAAAGGAUAGAAGGUCUCUUGCCGUCUAAAGCCAAGCUGGACUUACAGAGACAUCUGUCCACCCUGGACAACCAGGAGCAGGCUGCCAUCUUUGAGAUCACCAUGCGGGCCCGUCCUAAGAGUGACCAAGAGGAGAAUGAACUGGUGAUGGCAUCUUUGAGGAGUCUUUAUGAGGACAAACAGAAGACUCACCAACACACACACUCUACCAACAAUACACAGGUACCAGAGGGUUUCCCCCCAGUAGAGGUCCAGUCAUCUAGCAGUAAACUGGAGCAGUUUAGAACCAGAGCUAAACGUUCCCUGGCAGCAUCUCUGGAGGGCAUCUGGAAGGGUAGUAACAGAGGCCGGCCUCAGAUGGAGAAUAGUGAAGGAGACAGCAAUUCAUCCAACUCUACACUAAACUCUACCGGACAGGAUCUCUCCUUGGAGGAGCCCCUCCCCUCCUGCUCUUUACACUCCUCCCCACUGCCCCCCUCCUCUUCGCUUAGGUCUCACAACUCGACAGGCGACCUGAAACGUGUGGGCACUUCUCCUCUCUUGCCUCCCUCUGCCGUGUCGCUCUCUUCGUCCUGCGGGGAGACGGACUCCCAGAGCUUCAGGAGGAGGGCCAACACCUUUAGCCACACCCCCAGCCCAUCUUCUGCUGACCACACCCCCUCCCAGAGACUCCAUCACUCACCCCAGGACUCCAGCUCCUCCACCAAGCCCAAACUGGUUCGACACUACUCCGUCAGCACUGGAACACCACACCAGAGCAAAAGACUCCAAGGUGACCAAUCUCUUCCUUUACCCUCAUCCCUUUCUCCUCUCCUCACUCAUCCCUCCUUCCCCUCUCUUGGGUAUCAUCCGGUCAAACGAAGUCCCCUGGUAGGUCUGCGUGCUCGUCUCCAUUCCUCCUCCUCAGUUCCUAACUUCCUUAAGUUCCUCCCUCCGGUCCGUGAGAACGACCCCUGUGACUCAAACACGAGGAGUGACGUUGCUGCUCUCUCCAGUCCGGUAGCAGAGUGUGUGGGAGACAGUCCUCUACGAAGCCGCAGACACUCCUGGAGACAACAGAUCUUCCUACGAGUCGCUACUCCUCAGAAAACGGACAGAGAUGAAAGGGGCGACUCUUCUCUAGAGGGUAGGGUACUGUCUCUGAGCCAGGGGGGCGCGGUUGGGGGUGGAGACAGGCCGCUGGGCGUGGUUCCAGAGGAGAGGAAGAGGCGUGGCCAGGCGGACCUCCGAGAGCUGUGGAGGAAGGCUAUCCUUCAACAGAUACUACUGCUGAGAAUGGAGAGAGAGAACAACAAGAUACAAGCGUCAGAGAGUAAGCGGCUACGUCUAGACUACGAGGAAAUAACUCCUUGUCUGAAGGACGUCACACUCGUCUGGGAAGGCAUGCUGGGAACUCCAGCCAGGUCAACCGUGAAGUUCAACCGCGACACAAUCCACACUGCUGUUGGACAGGGAGUUCCUAGGCAGUUCAGAGGAGAGGUGUGGAAGUUUCUUUCUGAGCAGUAUCUGUUGAGCCAGACUGUUCCCUCCAGAACUCCAGCCAAUAAUACGCCUUAUAAAGAACUACUCAAACAGCUGACUUCCCAACAGCAUGCCAUCCUCAUUGACCUGGGUCGGACCUUCCCCACACACCCGUAUUUCCAGGCACAGUUAGGGGCUGGUCAGCUGUCCCUCUACAACUUGCUCAAGGCCUACUCCCUUCUGGACCCAGAGGUGGGUUACUGCCAGGGUCUGAGUUUCAUAGCUGGUGUGUUGUUGCUCCACAUGGGUGAAGAGGAGGCCUUCAACAUGCUCAAGUUCCUCAUGUAUGAUAUGGGUCUCCGCAAACAAUACAGGCCUGACAUGAUCAUUCUGCAGAUCCAGAUGUACCAGUUGUCUCGUCUCCUCCAUGACUACCACAGAGACCUGUAUGUCCACCUGGAGCAGCAGGAGAUCGGCCCGUCUCUGUACGCUGCUCCCUGGUUCCUCACAGCCUUUGCCUCACACUUCCCCCUGGGCUUUGUGGCCAGGGUGUUCGACAUGUUAUUUCUACAGGGAGCGGAGGUCAUUUUCAAAGUGUCGCUAAGCCUCCUGGGUAGUCACAAGCCAUUGAUUCUGCAGCAUGACAGUCUGGAGACCAUAGUAGACUUCAUCAAGACCACCCUGCCCAACCUGGGACUUGUUCAGAUGGAGAAGACCAUCAAUCAGGUGUGUGAGAUGGACAUAUCCAAACAGCUGCAGGCCUAUGAGGUGGAGUACCAUGUCCUGCAGGAUGAGCUGUGUGACAUGCCUGCUCACCUCAACCAAUCACAGCGCGCCGCCCAGCUGGAACGGACCAAUCAAAGCCUCCGACAACAGAACCUUGACCUGCUGGAGGAACUGCAGGUUUCCCAGGCCCGUGUGUGUGGCCUGGAGGGCCGUGUUGAAGGCCUCGUCCAAUCAGAGAGGUUCCUGAAAGAACAGGUUUGUGAGCUUGAGAAUGAGAGAGACAAUCUGCAGAGCACUGUCGCUCGCCUCAAUACACUCCUCGCCGCGAUGGGCACGCGCGCCCCAAAUGAAGACCUCAGCCCGGCCCUGGACACACACUCUGUCAGUGAAGGGGAGGGGGCUGGUGUCCCCGAUGGGGUGGGGCAGAAGACUGGAGAAUUACCGCUGAGAGAGGCACCUGUUCCGUGGGCCAUGGCCCCGCCUCCUCCCCUCACUCUACCAGAAUAAUGAUUCUGUCUCAGAGAGAAACUGACUCUGGUGGGGGGAUUUUUUUCCUGGAUGCAAAUUAUGUGGUACCCCCCCCAUACUCUGAACUUUAACCUUAUUAGCUCCAACUCAAUACCUUAUCAGUGCACUGUAAAUGAACCAUUUCAUUUUGUUGUUUUUUUAAUUCAAUGCAGUAACACAGCCAAAGCAACCGAAUACAGUCCUCUCUGCUCCACUCAGAAGUAUAGUAGAGCUUCAG